This is a messenger RNA of Purpureocillium takamizusanense, 3489 nucleotides long. RefSeq lists its product as uncharacterized. The transcript is spliced from 2 exons. The record is from RefSeq and is a predicted model, not a curated record. The coding region runs from base 1346 to 3310 and encodes 654 amino acids. Gene Ontology annotation, biological process: carbohydrate metabolic process. Lineage: Eukaryota; Fungi; Ascomycota; Sordariomycetes; Hypocreales; Ophiocordycipitaceae.
GAAUCAUCAAACCGACUCUGUGUCAGCCCGAUGCGCACAUAGAGAAACACGCCGUUUCAGCAUGCAGCUGAAGUGUCCAAACGACCGUCGCCGGCCACGACCAACACGCACUUUGAGUGGCCUACUGCAGCCUCACGCCCAUGUGCGGACGCUUCGUGCCGUAUGAGGCCAUCGAGACGGUGCGGACAGUGGCAUCACACGCAAUCAUGACUUGACAUUUCGUCUCUUGACCCAAUCACCCGAGCCGGACAUGCGAUGGCAUGGAAAGCACGUAGCGACCAUCCGAGGACCAGGACACAUGCCGCGGCUUGGGGCGACCAACUGCUCCUGGCCUCGCGAUCCUCGGGGUCAGAACCACCCGAUCAAGUCUCAUCAGUGUUGAGGAGUCGAGUGGCGACCGUGAUGGCUCGACCCGAGUUGUGGAUGGGCUUGCUUCGAACACCAAGUUACCAUACCAACACACACAUGCCUGCUGCUGGCCCGAUGCGAACGGAAAAGUCUCCCGCCACGGCACGGCACCAGCUACAGUAGGUUGGUUCGCACCGCGCGCACAGGGCCAAGUCCACGCGAGGCCGUCUUGUGCCCGGGCGCCAAGCAGGAGCGUCGCAUCGUUGCAGGGCUCGUCAGGAGACAGGCGGGGGACGGGACAAUGCAGUCGCACAGAUCGACCUGCCCCUGCGUGUGGGAUAUUGGGGCAAUUCGUUUCGCGUUGCACAGCGUCGCGCAUCUUGGAUGUCACUGGCAGCGCCUGUGAGAUGCCGCCUGCGCGCUUCGAGUUGCGAGGCCGCUGUCGAGUUGUUGUUGACCUGUUGUCGUUGCGCCGUCCGAGGAUUUGAGUCUUACUACCCACGCCCAAGACGUGAGCGUGAAAUAGCCCCCAACUAGCUCGACAUGACCAUAGUUAAUCUAGUUUAGUAGCAGCUUCUCGAGGUCAAUCGACUCGAAGCCGCACCGGCGUCCAUGGUCGCGUGUUGCCGGUGCCGCGCCGGCUGUCCCGCGCCGCGCCGGCAUUGCAUUGCAUUGACCACCCCCGCAACACGCCUCCUGACCUGCGCCCCGACGCCAUGGACAUCCCCAUCGCCCUCACUGAUGAACUCAGCUUCAACUUUUGCCAUCACACAUACUUUAAUAUCAGCGACGCAGGCUGCCGACUGGUCACACCACACAGUCCCGAACCGAGCGCUGCGCAUCAGGAUCCUGCAGGGGACCGUACGACGACUAGAGGCCCGCUGACCCCCUUCGGCCGGCAUGCCCUGACGGCUCCAGGUCUUGCUCACUAUCGCCGCCCCGCGACUGCGGUUGGGUUGAAUCGUAUCAGAUUUCGUCCGGCCCCUGCAUUGCAAUCAUGACCGCCAUCCCGUGUACCUGUUGCUGCCACCCGGACCGCCGUCUGGACGGCGGCCAGCAAGAUGAGCCGGGCCCCAAGUUGAGACAUAAAUCUGGGCUUCCACCUCCUGCUGGCGCCGUGCUGCCUUUACAUGCCAGCGCAUUCCAUCCACGGAAACGCGCAUCUUGGGCUUCUCUUGCCAAACACACCAUGGCGCGUCUCUCUCUUGCCGGGCUGUUUACGCUUCUCGGGCUCAUCGUCGUGCGUUCGCUCGCGUCGGUGACCAAGGAUGCUGGUCCGUGGAAGAUCAAAACGGUUGCAGACGGCGAUGUGGACGACAAGCUGCAGGUCUCUGACGAUGCGACGACGCAGGCUCUCGAGGACGCCUUUGCCGCCCUGGCCGUGUUGCAGAAUGACUACUUUGACGCCAACAAUGGCACCUGGCCGACCGCCAUAGAAUGGACCAGUGCCGUUGUCGGGACCGUCGUCUCAGGCAUGCUGUCUACCAUGACACAAGCUAUUAGUGAGGAGCAAUGGAAGGAAAAGGAGAACCUCAUCUCCUCCGUCUUCGCUCAAGUUUCGCACUCAUUCUUCGGGCAACAAGCCGAGGACAUCAAGACACAGGCAUACGACGACAUCUUGUGGGUGGUUCUCGGCUGGCUGGAAACCAUCAAGUUUGUGCGCCUGCACGCGCAGCUGCAUUUUUCUGAGACGGAACAGGCUUGCAACCAUGUGCCCGAGGAGUUGCGUACGGCCCUGCGUCGUACCUCGUGGCAAGGCUACAACUACCUCUGCACAUUCGCAGACCGCUCGCGUGAAUUUUGGGAUUUGUCCACCAAUGGCUGGGAUGAGAAGCUGUGCCAUGGGGGCAUGAUAUGGAACCCGAUGCUUCUGCCGUACAAGAACGCCAUCACCAACGAGCUUUGGAUUGCCGCUUCGGCAUCCAUGUACGAGCACUUCCCAAAUGACACCUUCUCAAAGGAGUGGAUCCAGUCCAAGGGGUUUCCCGACCGCGAUCCCGUCUAUCUGGCAGCCGCGAUUGAGGGAUACAAGUGGCUCCGGGACGUCAACAUGACCAAUGACCAGGGGCUGUACGUCGAUGGCUAUCACAUCGAUGGUAGCAAGCCGGGCAACGUCGAGUGCGAUCAACGCAACGAAAUGGUGUACACGUACAAUCAGGGUGUCCUCCUUACGGGUCACCGCGGCCUCUGGAGCAUCACCGGAAGCCCUUCCUAUCUGGAUGAGGGCCACAGCCUCAUCCGGUCUGUCAUCAAGGCUACCGGCUGGGACCUGAUGAGGAACGCGCCCGUCGACGCCAUUGAAGGACUGCCCCCGGGACAAAUACCGCCCUGGCGCGGGCUCGGCCGCGGCGGCAUCCUGGAAGAACAAUGUGACGUGAGCGGCACAUGCUCUCAGGAUGGGCAGACUUUCAAGGGCAUCUUCUUCCACCACCUGACGGCCUUUUGCGCGCCCAUCACGGCACCAGGCGACGUGACCACCAUUGCUCGCGUUCCGGUUGGGCACGACGAGACGUGUCGCAUGUACCUGCCCUGGGUCAAGCACAACACUGAUGCGGCACGCAAGACGCGGGACGAGGGAGGCAAGUUCGGCAUGUGGUGGGGCGCCGGCAUCUUCAACAACCCCAUGGGCAGCGAUAUCGACAACGGCCAGAACGCGACAUCAAAACGGAUCGACUAUCGCAACAAGGGCAUCCCGCUGGAUGGCAGCUGGGGUAACGCUACAGCCGUGCAGGAGCCUGGAAUGAAGCCCGUGCAUCCAGGCCCUGGGAGCCAGACACGCCCCGAUGACCACGGGCUGCAUACGAGGAGGGUUGGGGACCUCGGCAGGUCGCGGGUGGUGAGGGGAGUGGGGAGAAGAGCGACAGGCGACCCGAAUGAGCGCGGAAGAGGACGAACGGUGGAGACGCAGAUGGGCGGCCUAGCAUUGCUGAGGGCGUACUAUGAGCUUUCGCAGAGGACAUGAGUCUUGAUGCAUAUCCAGCGAAUGUCAGUCCGGGAGAGUAGGUGCUUUUGCAAUGUCGUGGGUAUUGCAUUGAGCUGGGCUUAUAGUGCACCAAAUGUCGUUUGUCAGUAAAGCCACUGCCGCCACCCAUGUUGUUGCCAUUGCUCUACUGUCGCUUCAAGAUCCCUUGCUGAACGUGU